This is a messenger RNA of Penicillium argentinense, 1581 nucleotides long. Its product is annotated as Dyp-type peroxidase. Gene Ontology annotation, molecular function: peroxidase activity; heme binding. Gene Ontology annotation, cellular component: cytosol. The annotation marks the transcript as partial. Lineage: Eukaryota; Fungi; Ascomycota; Eurotiomycetes; Eurotiales; Aspergillaceae. The transcript is spliced from 7 exons. The record is from RefSeq and is a predicted model, not a curated record.
AUGGCGUCUGAAGUCGAUCCCGCCAAUAUCCAGGGCAGUAUCUGGCCCCGUCUCCCCCGGUACUACGAAAGCUUCCUGUUUUUCAAGGUCAAAGACCUCGAAGAGGACCGCUCCUACACCACGUUCAAAGAAGACCUGAGAAAGCUGGUGGAAUCCGGCAAGAUCACCACCGGCAGCAAAUGCAAGGAGUAUCUCGAGAAACAUGACGGCGUUAAUGAGGCCCGGGAAAGAGUGGACACUCGUCCCGAGGAUCGCGAGACGUUCAAUGCGAUCAACAUUACCUUCUCCGGCAAGGGUACGACCAAGCUGGUUGGGCCGUACGACGAGCUGAAGCUCCGGGACCUGCUGCAUGAGCGCGGCAUGUACCAGGACAUGGUCUUCGAAGGGCCCGACGAGACCAACUCCCUGGCCCCGGAGUACCGGCCGCCCCAAGGCUGGGCCAAUAACGACAACUGGCGGUGCGACGGGAUGUUCAUCGUCGCCGCCCAGCGUGAGGACGAGCUAGAGGCCACGGUCAAGGACCUCAAGAGCUACUUCCGCAUUGCCGACGAUCAUACCGUUGACGCCAAGGAGGCCAGCGCGAAGAUCACGCUGACCAAGAACGGACACGUUCGCAAUGCCGAUGGCAAAGCGCAGCGGAGGGAGAUUCCCGACGAGAAGGACCCGUCCAAGAAGCGCCUGGAGAACCUCCGGGGCAAGGAACAUCUCGGAUUCGAAGACCACAUUUCGCAGCCUGCCAUCGAGGGCCUGGACCAGUGCAAGGAGGGCGAGCCCCAGGCCAUUGCCCCGGGUGUGAUCUUCCUCAACCGCCGGGGAGACAACACCAAGUCGCCGGCGUGGGCCACAGAUGGCAGUUAUUUAGUCUUCCGCGAGAUCGAGGAGCACGUGCCCGAGUUCAACGAAUUCGUGAAGACGCAGUCCGAGAAGAUGCACACCUUCAACGACGGCACCGGCGAGAAGCUGGCCGCUCAUAUGAUCGGACGAUGGAAGAACGGGUCUCCCGUGGCGCUGGACAGCGAGAACUCGGUGGCCCAACAUCCCUUUGCCAACAACUUCGAGUUCAAGCAGCACUAUUCCAGCCCGAAGGAGAUCAAGUGUCCGAUUGCCGCGCACAUUCGCAAGAUGCGCCCUCGCGCCGACCUCUAUAUCUCGAAAGAUGGCGGGGAUGUCUCUGCGCAGACGAACUACUGGAACAACACGAACGUGAUGCUGCGUCGCAGCGUCACCUUUGGUCCGGAGCUCCAGCCGGGCGAAGAGAAGAUGAAGCCCGCAGAGCGCCCCAAGCGAGGCAUUUACUUCUUGGGCUACCAGGGCGACUUCCGGAAUGGCUGGAACUUCAUGAUCAGUCGCUGGGCCAGCAACGAGGUCUUUUCGGGCAAGGAGGGGAUAGAGUUGCGCCCUGGCCAGGACCCCAUCAUCAGCCAGCGCAACCGCCCCGACCACCCGGAGCCCAAGUUCGGCAUUUUCGACGGCGACCAGCCCAAAGAGCUACACAUGGGCUAUCUGCCAUGGAUCGACCAGCGCGGGGGGAGUAUUUCUUCACGCCGUCGAUGGAGGCCUUGCGGGGGUGUUUGUGAACGA